Messenger RNA from Wickerhamiella sorbophila, 510 nucleotides. Its product is annotated as Calcineurin subunit B. Lineage: Eukaryota; Fungi; Ascomycota; Dipodascomycetes; Dipodascales; Trichomonascaceae. Gene Ontology annotation, molecular function: calcium-dependent protein serine/threonine phosphatase regulator activity; calcium ion binding. The coding region runs from base 1 to 510 and encodes 169 amino acids. The transcript has a single exon. The record is from RefSeq and is a predicted model, not a curated record.
AUGUCGACCUUCAACUCCCUGGCAGGAUCGACGAAUUUCACCAAAGAGGAACUGCAGCGUCUUAUGGCGAGGUUCAUAAAACUCGACAAGGACUCCUCGGGCACAAUUGAAAAAGAGGAGUUCCUUGCCAUCCCCGCCAUCCAAAGCAACCCCCUGGCCCAGCGACUCAUGGAAGUGUUUGACGUUGACGGCGACGGCCACGUUGAUUUCGGCGAAUUCAUUACCGGGUUGAGUGUGUUCUCGUCGCGCGGCAACCGCGAAGAAAAACUCAAGUUCGCAUUCAAUGUCUACGAUAUUGACGGCGACGGUAAGCUAUCUAAUGGCGAGUUAUUUAUUGUUCUCAAGGCUAUGGUUGGAAACAACUUGCAAGAGGCCCAACUUCAGCAGAUCGUCGAUAAAACAAUUUUGGAGGCUGACGAGGACGGCGACGGCUGCUUGUCCUUCGCCGAAUUCAUGAAGGUUAUCGACAGCUCCGCUCUCGCAGCUAGCCUUACUUUAGAUUCAUUUUAG